AUGCCAAAGCACCUUGUAUCUCUUGGACUUUUUAUCUUGGACGAGUUUGACUUCUUGGAUGCAACAGGGAAGCCUACAGGGAAAAUAAUUCCUGUUCAAAUCGGAGGCGGCACUUACACGGCUAUCGGCGCCCGUAUAUGGCUACCUGCUUCAAAAAUUGGCCAGAUUGUAGACCGUGGAUUCGACUUUCCGCCCACAGUCCAGCAGGAGUUGAAUCACUAUGGCUUAGAUAUGUGGCACUUUCGUGACCAGCCCAAUAACAAAACAACUAGAGCGGUAAAUCGAUAUACGGGAGAUACAAGAGAAUUCAUAUAUCUUACUCCUCGGAUCCGACUCACGCCCAAGGAUUUAAUCGGAACGCCACUUGAAUCACCCAGCCAGAUUCACUUUGUCUGCUCGCCAGCUCGGGCGUCUCAGAUAAUGCGGGAUGUAGAUCAAUACGGCAUAGAGGGCUGGAAGCCGUUUACGAUCUACGAGCCGAUUCCCGCCUCAUGCAUCCCCGAAGAGCUACCAUCAUUGAGAAAGAUUCUUCAUCAAAUAGAUAUCCUCAGCCCAAAUGCAGAGGAAGCAUUAGGAUUCCUUUCUAUUAACAAGUCUGGAAUCAAUGAUCCAGGAGUAAUUGAGCUCGCAGCAGCUCGGUUCUUGUCUUUUGGAAUUAGUAGAGAUGCUUCCGGCUAUGUGGUUAUUCGUUGUGGUGCCAUGGGUGCAUAUGGCGCCACAUUAGAAGCGGGGACAGUCAAGGGCUGGUGGACACCGGCGUAUUGGACUCCUGAAGACAAAGAUGCGGUGGUAGAUGUUACUGGUGCUGGGAAUGCAUUUUUGGGAGGACUCUCAGCGGGGCUUUAUUUGACGAAUGGGGACGUUCGCGAAGCCAUGCUUUACGCAACGAUAUCCGCUGGAUAUACUAUACAGCAGGUCGGUCUCCCCCGUGUCGAAUACAGAGCUCCAGAGGGAGAAGAAUUCUGGAACAGAGAUAGUCCGAAAGAGAGACUUGCACUCCUCAAGCAUAGGUCUGCGUAG
Molecule: messenger RNA, 1020 nt
Organism: Rhizoctonia solani
Lineage: Eukaryota; Fungi; Basidiomycota; Agaricomycetes; Cantharellales; Ceratobasidiaceae
Product: PfkB family carbohydrate kinase
Exons: 7
Coding region: 1-1020 (339 amino acids)
Source: RefSeq, a predicted model, not a curated record